CUUCAUCAGGUGUUCUGACUGUGUGCUUAACUCUAGCUGUACAAUAGUGUCCGAAUAACCAGUGUCAUGGUUGCUUAUAAAAUUUAGUAGUUGUAACUGGCAACGCGUUGCGGCAGGUAUACAAAGAGCGCAAGUUUGAAGCCGACGCGAACUUCUCGGAAAAAAAAAAAAAAAAAAAAACUUACUUGAUAACGCUGUACUGAGACGCAUUGGAGGUCGUAACCGGUAACAGCGGACAGAGACAGUUGAGAUACGGUGAAGUGAUGGCGGAGGAGCAGGAUGUCGACAUGCCCAGUGCGUUGUCGGCCGCAGCGCAGUCAGAAAGCGUGGACGACUUCGCCUUCGAGCUUCCGGCCGAGCUACUCGACGUCUCUUUUGUACUGCCGGAUGAGCCCAAACCGACUCCUGCCGAAGAUCCUGAGCCACCCCCCAAGCCAAAGAAGCCACGAAAGAAAAAAAGCAAGAACCGACCUGCCAUGCCUGUGCUGCGUUCGAGCCGUGGUCGGGACUUGAAGACCACCGCGCGGUACAGCAAUGCAAAAUUCAAGGCCGAUGAGAAGCCGUGGACAGUACCUGAACGUAAACGCCUGCUGGCUGCACUGAAGGCGCAUGGAAGCAGUGACAUCAACAAGCUGUCCGAGGCUGUUCGCACGCGAAGUGUUGCUGCUGUCAGCCACUUCUUGUUGGAGCGUCGGCGCUUGAAGGAUCGCAUCGUGCUCCAGGGCCCAGCUGGCAACAGGGCCGCAUACGCGACACGCAUCUUACGCAGAGCUCUGAAUGUGGUACGGCGCCGCUAUGAUCGCUCGAAAUUGCUCCCACAGGUAGUGGCUGCUUGUGAGCGGCAGCCGUUUCCGGAGCCCACGGAGGACUCCACCGGAGAGCUGCCCCAGUUUGAGGAUCUCUACCAGAUGAUCCGUGAGGUGAUGGAAAACCACGUACCAGCUGCCUUGGGAGACUGCGAGCUCUGGCUGAUGCAUCGUCUGCUGUGGACCAUAGGCAACAUGAUGAAGACCCUCGACCUAGAUGCUUCGAAGGAGGCCCUGUACCAGGCUCUCCGCUGGGCUGCUGCACAGCCUGCAGAUGGCUACUCGAAGCCUGCUGGCCAGAAUGAGGAGCAGUGCCAGGGUUUGCCAUCCGAGGACACUAUGCGGCGUUACCUCAACUUCCCCACCAUAAAGGAGCGCAAGGACGGCCUGCGGUCUUCGUGGAACCCGCUCCGGAUGCCCACAAACGUCAUCCAAGCUCCGUGGGCGGCGAUCCAGGAGUACCUAGCCCAGAACGCCUCCCGUCGGGAAUGCGUCAACAGUUUGCUUCCAACGGAGGAAAUUCCGUCAACUUCCUCUGCCACUGCUGCCAUGGCCGCUCGCAAGAAGACGGAUUUGCAGUCUUUGGAGUCAUUCCAUAUUUGGAAGAACUGAUCUAGCUGCAUUCCAAGAGGCCAGUGAUUGCAAGCGUGACGUGUGGCCGUUACCACAUAUGCGUUGUGCUCCUGGACAUGACUAUCACAAGAAGUGUUAAACAAGGAAAGUGAGUGAACUGCGUGGCUUUUGUGUUGUGUGAGCUAGGUCACAAAACCAAUAAAAAUAUUGUGUUAUUUGGUGGCAUUUC
Messenger RNA from Rhipicephalus microplus (southern cattle tick), 1608 nucleotides. RefSeq lists its product as uncharacterized. Lineage: Eukaryota; Metazoa; Arthropoda; Arachnida; Ixodida; Ixodidae. The record is from RefSeq and is a predicted model, not a curated record.